UUAUUAUGUUAUCCCUUCUCUCACGAUGACAACGACACUUCAGCACAAGCAGGCAACAAGUAGUCAAUCUUACCAACACAGUCAUAGCCCAGAUCCCACAACAAAGGGUUGAUACAAUGGAUAGAAGUUGGAUGUCACAUACAAACAGAUUUAGCACUGAAUAUCAAGAAGGAAUUCGUGAUUUCUUAAAUCUUGCAAAACAAAAUACAGACUCCAGUGGUAGGAUUCGUUGCCCUUGCAAAGAUUGUAACAACUGCUUAUUUAAAAAGUUAGCAGAUGUCAAGUUCGAUUUGUUUCGACAUGGAUUUGCAGAGGAUUAUACUCAAUGGACACAUCACGGUUCUUAGGUACACUGAAAGACUCUGUGGGUAAUAAAGCUCGCCCUGAAGGUUCCAUCGCUGAAGCGUAUGUGAACAAAGAGUGUCAUAAUUUUUGUUCUAUGUACUUUCAUGGAGUUGAAACUCGAUAUAACAGAUUCGAAAGAAACUUUGACGGAGAUCAAAUAAUGAUUGAAAAUGAGUAUUCUAUUUUUUCACAAAAAGCAAGAACUUUGGGAGCUGCAAUAUAUUAUACAUUGUCCAAUUCUGAUUUCAGAACGAUUCAAUGGUAUAUACUUAUCAACUGUGAUGAGAUAGAAGAGUACUUAAAAAUGCAUAUGGAGGAAAUUCAAAAACAUGGGAAUGCUGACUUGCAACAAAGACAUCAAGUUGAAUUUCCCUCUUGGUUAAAACGAUAUGUUAUUAAGUUGCAUUUGGAUGCUUCACUUGAAUCGAACAAUCAUCUAUAUGUAUUAGGUAUUGGUCCUGAUAUACGUGUUAGUCGUUAUACUGGUAUAAUUGUGAAUGGGGUUAGGUUUCAUACUAUCAAGCGUGGAUCUAGUCGUCGCACUCAAAAUAGUGGUGUUUUAGUGCACGGAGUUCAUAAUUCAAAAGAAACUGAUUUUUAUGGUCAGUUAACAGAUAUUAUUCAGCUUGAUUACUGCAAUGGGAAUAAAGUUUUUAUGUUUGAGUGUGACUGGUGGAAUGUUGGUGACAAGAAAAAUGGCAUAAGAACAAAUGGAGACUUGAUAAGUGUGAACGUUAGUCGAAAAUGGUAUACAUGUGACCGUUUUGUCUUAGCUACUCAGGUGGAGCAGGUUUUUUACAUUGAUGAUGUAAAAAAUGGAGAUAACUGGAAAUUUGUGCAAAAGACAAAUCCCAGACAUAUAUACGAUGUUCCAGAAGUCGAAGGAAAUGAAAGUAAUCCAGCUCAUGAGCCAUAUCAACAAUUUGAACCUGGUUCCAAUGAUGUUCAUCAAACUAAUAUUGUUGAAUCAAGAAGAUGA
Molecule: messenger RNA, 1324 nt
Organism: Hibiscus syriacus
Lineage: Eukaryota; Viridiplantae; Streptophyta; Magnoliopsida; Malvales; Malvaceae
Exons: 5
Coding region: 326-1324 (332 amino acids)
Source: RefSeq, a predicted model, not a curated record